Molecule: messenger RNA, 3072 nt
Organism: Nymphaea colorata (pocket water lily)
Lineage: Eukaryota; Viridiplantae; Streptophyta; Magnoliopsida; Nymphaeales; Nymphaeaceae
Exons: 3
Coding region: 979-2760 (593 amino acids)
Source: RefSeq, a predicted model, not a curated record
CUGCGCCAAAGACCAUGAGCUUAGUGAGAAUGUCUUCUGCUGUGUUGGGCUCUCUUCACUUCAUCCUCAUCUUAGAGCAAUUAACAAAGUCAUUCCUGCCGAACUGCCAUUAAUGAAUCCAUUCCUGGAACUUCACAUUCAAGGCAAACUUCAUCGCUUUGAGCAGCUUAUGGUCGUGUUUCCAAUGAAAACUUUUAUUUUCAACUCCACAAAUUUUCCACAGGUAUAAACCCAAGUAAAUUGAUCUCAGCUUCUGCAAAAAACAGAGUGGCGAAAAACAGAGUGGAGAAUGAAUAUGAAAUUGGUUGGCGGCCGGUGGGCUUGGGCAGGAAGGGACUGAAGCAAAUGGAUCCAUGGAUGCCACUAACUGAAACAUUAUUUUUUUAUGUAGAGAAAAGAGGAACGGAACGUGGGCAGUCUGGGGUCACCCCCUCGUGUGGUUUACAGACCCACAUUCUCAAUACUUUCCAUUAAAAACUGUGAAACGUAUUAAAGCGAUCAACCCAUUCUUAUUGGUGUUUUCUGCAUAAAUUAAGCAGUUUCUUCUUGUUCUGCCUCAGAAACAAGAAGGGGUUUCUUGGGAAAGAAUGCUCGAGGGAGGGGGGUGCUCAGAAACAUCAUGGGAGGAAUAAAAGGUAAAAGGGUAGAAUAAAAACCUGCAAGUAUCAAGCAGAAGCAGCAGACAGUAGCAGGGAAGAGAAAGCCUCUCCCUCUCUCUCUCUCUCUCUCCCCCCCAAUUGAUAGAAAGGACAACGAUUCUGAACAGAGGAGAUUUUGGGAAUGUUAAAACGGUCGAAUGGCCAUGGAAAACGUGAGGGCUCGAUCGUUCAUUUCCACUUCCAACACAUAAACGAUUUUUUCCUUUCACACAAAAGAUUGUUUCUCAUCCCGUAAACGAUUCUCUUCUCUCUCCUCUCUCUCCUUCUCUCUGUGCGUUGUGGUCAUUCCGGAGUGCCGAAGAGAAGACUAGGAGCAGAGAUGGUGCUGAAGAGCGCAUGCAAGAUUCGGAAACGUAGGUGUUCCUCCUCAUCGUCUACUUCGUCCAUUCUGACUAACCAGAGGCUGAAACGAGCGAUUUUGGUGGGAAGAAGGGGAGGAUCGAGUACGCCUAUGCCCACCUGGAAGAUGUGCUCUCGCUCUCGGUCCCCAGUGGCGUUCGUCGAGUCCCCUCUUUCGCAGACCGUUGCUCAGAAGGCUAAGCAGGGCCCCGUCUCAGCCAGGAAGCUUGCUGCUACGCUGUGGGAGAUGAACGAGAUCCCGCGUGUUGAGCGGCUUAGGGAAGUGAAUCUACAGAAGAAAUUGCGGAAGGGUAGAUCGAGCCUCUGCAGUCAUGACCGAAGGUCCGCAGUCUCAGGCUCGUUGCCGCGCCAUCUCUCUGAUCCCCCUCAUACUCCUGUAUCUGAGACCACGGAUCAAUCGGGGACUGGUAGCCUGAGAAGAAGAUUCGCGGCAAUUUCGCAGAAAUACAAAUUUCAAGGAUUUGAUUCACUAAGCCGUACUAGCUUAAUGGAGAUUGAAGCUCGAUCGAGGGAUCUAAUGUCAUCCGAGUCUUUAGUUGCAUUAAGGAAUCAUAUUAAGGAUAAUGGUCACUGUUCUUCCACUUAUAAAGAGUUGUUGAAGAUCCUUAAUCGAAUAUGGGGCCUUGAAGAGCAGCACUCGACCAGUAUGUCCAUUGUGUCCGCAUUGAGAGAAGAGCUCAAAAAAGCCCGCGUUCAGAUUGAUCGGUUGGUUGAAGAGCAUAGAUCAGAUCGUCGUGAGAUCGAAUACAUGAUGAAACGCUUUGCAGAGGAGAAGGCGGCAUGGAAGAGCAGAGAGCGAGACAGGAUUCAGGACGUCGUUCAAACUGCUGCAGCUGAAUUGGAGGUCGAAAGGAAACUGAGGAGGAGAAUGGAGAGCAUGAAUAAGAAGUUAGCUGAGGAAUUGACAGAGACAAAGGCCUUGUUGGCAAAAGCUUUGAAGGAAUUGGGCAGCGAGAGGAAGGUUAGGCAAGUGAUGGAGGAACUUUGUGAUGAAUUGGCACGGGGAAUGAGUGAAGACAAAGCAGAGGCGGAAGAAUUAAAGAAGGAAUCUGCAAAGGCAUGGGAAGAAGUGGAGAGGGAGAGGGAGAUGCUUCAGUUGGCUGAUGUCUGGCGAGAAGAAAGGGUUCAGAUGAAACUUGCGGAUGCCAGGUUUCAGCUCGAGGAGAAGAAUGCUGUUCUUGACAAGCUGAAAAAGGAGCUUGAGGUCUUUCUCAAGACAAAAAGUCCAGCAACAAACCAUAAAAACUCGACAGCUUGUGUCAGUACCGAUAAAGAACAGCAAGCUGAAAAUAUAAUUCCAGAAAAGAGUGGCCAUGAUCAGAAUGUUGAUGACAAUGACUCCGUGGAUAGUGAUCUUCAUUCCAUUGAGUUGAACAGGGAUGAAAGUAGCAGAGGCUACAAGUGGAGUUAUGCUUCUGGUGCAGCCCGAGAAGAAGAUGGCUGUAAUUUCAGAUCACAAGAUUUGGAGAGACUAAAAGCCACUUCCCUUUCAUUUGAGACAGGGGUCAUUGAAGGCAUUGAAUGGGAUUUAAGUCGUAACCAGAAACAGGAAAGUGGGAUCAGUGAUCAAGGAAGGUGCUCGGACAUCAUGGAUACUGCUCUCUCUGCAAACCAAGUGCACAAGCAUGAUUAUGAUUUAGAAAUGCAGAGGUACAAGUAUGUGAAAGGACUAAGAGAUCAAGUAAUGGCAGGUUCCAGGGUUGCGGCUGGCGGUUUAAUGCAGAAAAUGGAGCAAACAUGAUCUUUUACAGGACCAGGGAAAUGUAAUCAGUGAAAAGAUCAGAACCAUCUCAAAGCUGACAAAAAGGAGGAGGGAGUGUGGUACAAUGAGCAGGUCAGUGGGAACCAUAGGAUAGCACAAAGUCCCUGGGACUAGGUGAACUUAGCAGAUUUCUAGCAGUAAGAGUUUUAUUUACCCUCUUAUGCUCUGUUCCUUCUCUCUGAAUAAUCAAGUCCCAUAUGCAGGUUCUGGUUGCUUCAGGUGUUGAAUUAAGAAAACUUCCAUUCUGUACAAAAGUAGUUUUUCUUUAUCAAAUUACUUAUUAGAAGGUAA